Messenger RNA from Fusarium sp. VM40, 1908 nucleotides. Lineage: Eukaryota; Fungi; Ascomycota; Sordariomycetes; Hypocreales; Nectriaceae. The record is from the annotation of a GenBank genome assembly.
AUGUCUCUCCUCGCUCGCUUCGUCCUCGUGGGACUCUGGGCAUCGGCUGCUUGUGCUCAGAGCUACACUGUGACUGUAACAGAGACAGUCACAGAGUGUGCUUCGUCUUGUUACUCUGUUUUUUCGCAGUGCACUUCGACUGAGUACAUCGACACUUCUUCUGGUAUCAAGCUUCCGACUGGUUCUUCGGCUAUCGUGUCUGGAUCUGAAACUUCAGCUCCCAUCACCAACGUCAUUUCCCUGCCCACCGUCUCUAUCCCCUCGACUAGCCAAUUUGUAAACACCAGUUCCCUCACUGCCUCUUACACUUCUGCCCCCUUUGGCACUGAGACCACGAUUAUGGUUUCUGAGUCUACUGGUGACGUCUCAGCUGGAUCAAGUGCUCUUGCGGAAGGAACUUCAUCUGAGUUGGAGUCUACUUUGAGUUCACUCUAUGAAUACUCUACUAGCACUCUUACCCUUGACGUAGGCACCUCUACAUCUGUCACGAACCUUGAGACUAUGCCCACUAUUGUUCCCAGCGUUGACUCUUCUGCUCUUGCACCUGGUACUACUCAGUCACUUGAGACAGGUGGAUCUACCAUCGUCCCUCAGGCUUCAACUGAGCAACCUUCUGAGUCUUCGCCUGCCAGUACAGAGUCGAUCCCUACUGAGGGUUCAAGCACGGGAACCUAUUCCCAGCAGGGUAGCUCUACUGCUUCUGGGGAUAGUGAGUCUUCUACCGUCAUCGAGGGAGGCUCGACAACCACUGUCCGAUCAAUUCUCACCAGUCAAAUCACCGUCACUGGGAGCACCUCUACUGUCUACAGUGUCUCCACCGAGCAGCCUCUCCCAUCUGGCGAGAGCACUGGGUCUAUCAAUAUCUCAUCCCAGGCUGGAGGCGCCAGCACCCAGACAGGGCAGAGUCCCGCUACAACUGAAGGCGUUCCUUCUGAGUCAACAGGCCUCACUCAGUUGACGUCUCAACUUACUCUAACUCGCACUGAGUCUCUAAUAGAGUCAGAGUCUUCAUCUAUUCCGGAGGAUACAACUGGCAUCUCUGCUGUAGAGUCUUCCAACACAUACGGCACUAUUUUUUCCGAGACGGAUGUUGCUACCGCCAGUACCAUCAAGCCUUUAUCGUCUGGAGCCUCGGCUGGCCAAACUGAUUCAACAGCUAGCGGUGCCAGCCCCGAGUCCACAAGCGCAGGAGUACCUACAGGCACAACUGAAGCUGGUCAAUCUACCAGCACCACUUGCACAUCGACCAAUCACACUCACAUCUAUGGUAAUACCACCAUCAUCCAUAGCACGGCCCAGCAAGGAGCUGGAUCUUCUGCUUUGGCUGGGUCUUUCACUUCCGUAUCCUCAUCGGGAAUUGGCUACACCUCUGCCACUUCGGAUGUGAUCAAACAGACUACGGCUCCUAGUGCUGAGACUUCCGAGGGUCGACCUGGAAUCUCGACUUCUGAAUAUCUUGAGACUACCAGUGGCACCGCUGCUGGUGUUGAAACAUCCCAGACCACUGUCCCUUCUGGUGCAGGGGAAUCUACUCCAGUAGAGUCCAAUGCAGCCCCAGCCAGUUCUGAUACUACCACCACUCUCUCCCAGCCAACCCAGCCUAUUCAAACAACCGGCAGUCCUUUCACUUCCCCCAACGCAGAGUCAACUGCUCCCAACGGAUACGACUUCGGUAACCCCAGUUCAACCAACGAUGGAUGGCCAACCGCCUCCUUCGCCUCAACUGCGGAUGCCGCGGCGGGCUUCUCUUCUUUCACAACUCUCCUUACCACCAGCAAGAUUACCGACGCUGCCCCUUCGUCCACUUCUACUGCCGUCAAGGAACCUGAGUAUGAACCGCCUGCUUAUGAGCCUCCUUCGUACCGUGAGCCAGCCUACGUUCGCAAGCGAUGGGCUUUGAGAUGGUAA